AUGGCACAUUCUUUGCGUAAUAUAUUGAUUUUGGCCACUGUUAUUCCUGCUGUUCUCACCAUACCCACCACCGACUCCUCCUCUCCCACGUCUCUCCGUCCCAGAGCGAUUCGUCCCCAGCCAGAGCGGGCAACAGGUCUCUUCCGAAGACUCCGAAAUGCCCUGAUUGAAAGAAUAUGGUCAAUACCAGACACAUGCCAUACACACAAACUCUCUCCUGCUCCCUCCGCGAGCCGGGCUCCAGAGAACUUCCGCGCUCGUUACGGAGGCGAUGUGGUGCUACGAUUCCAAGUCAACACCGAAGAUGAGGCAAAGGCACUGUCAGAGGCAGUCAACAUAUUGUAUCUGGACAUCUGGGAGGCGACGACCAAGUGGGUGGACAUCAGAAUAGCCAACGAUGUGGUGCCUUCAUUCAUUGGCCUGCUUCCCGCUUCACUGCGCGACUCAUAUACUCCGUUGAUGCACGAUCUAGCUCGAGCAGUGUACGAAACAUAUCCAGAAUCAUCCCCAGCCGAGGAGACCUCUCUGACACCCGGUCUUACGACUUUGCAUGACUGGCGGGCAGGCAGAGGCACGCCAGAGGAUUUGUUCUUUCAAGACUACCAGCCUCUUUCCGUGCUAUAUCCGUGGCUACGACUGAUUGCCUCAAUGUUUCCAAGCCAUGCCUCGUUGAUCAGCCUUGGGCUGUCCGCUGAAGGUCGAGAUAUUCCAGCCCUACGAGUUGGCGCCCGACCAGACAACGUCCCAAACGAUUCAGACAAGUCGAGGCCGACGUUGUUGAUUGUGGGCGGUAGUCAUUCAAGAGAAUGGAUUUCAGUCUCCACCACAGCCUACAUCGCUUACAAUCUCGUCACUCGUUACGGCCAGCCUCACUCUCCAUACGUGACGAAGUUAUUGGAUCAUUUCGACGUGGUCUUUGUGCCGGUGCUCAACCCAGACGGCUAUGAGUAUACUUGGACGACCGAUCGACUGUGGCGCAAGAACCGGCAACCAACCUCUCUUCCCUUCUGCCCGGGUGUCGACCUCGGCCGAUCAUUCCCGUUCGGCUGGGACGGUUUCGGCGAUACGGACAACCCCUGUAGUGACAGUUAUGCUGGACCGGCGCCAUUGGCGGCCACCGAGGCUCAAAUCCUGUACGAUUGGGCACGCAAUGAGACGGAGCACAACAACGUUACCUUUGUGUCGUUCCUGGACUUGCACUCUUACUCGCAACAAGUCCUGUAUCCCUACAGUUAUACUUGUGACGUGGAUCCCCCGAACCUGGAAGACCUGGAAGAAGUUGCUUUUGGACUGGCCAAAUCAUUCCGCUUAACCAACGGGCAUUACUAUGGAGCGGAGAGCGCCUGUCAAGGAGGGAUUUCGUUCCAAGACCAGACCAAGAAGACCAGUGUUCAGGCCGAGGCGCAAGGCGGCUCAGCCUUGGACUAUUUCUACCACGAUCUGCACGUGAAGCUCUCUUUCCAGAUCAAGCUCCGAGAUACUGGGAAUUACGGCUUCUUGCUGCCAAGAUCCCACAUUGUGCCUACAGGCGACGAAGCUUACGAGGCCGUGGUGGGGUUGGGACGGUGGUUGUUGGGAGACCAUGGCAUUGAGAGCAUUGAUGACCGGGAUUCGGUUUGGGGCGUCGAGAUUGCUACCUCGGGCUCGCAGGAUACGGAGGUCGCACAUGAAGAGGACAAGACAUCUUCUGCGGCCGAAAAUGAUGAAAGCUUUUACGAUGACUCGGAUUUUGAACUGCGGAGAAGAAGAAGGCGUUGA
This is a messenger RNA of Capronia coronata CBS 617.96, 1758 nucleotides long. RefSeq lists its product as uncharacterized. Gene Ontology annotation, biological process: proteolysis. The transcript has a single exon. Gene Ontology annotation, molecular function: metallocarboxypeptidase activity; zinc ion binding. NCBI's taxonomy places the organism in Eukaryota, Fungi, Ascomycota, Eurotiomycetes, Chaetothyriales, Herpotrichiellaceae. The coding region runs from base 1 to 1758 and encodes 585 amino acids. The record is from RefSeq and is a predicted model, not a curated record.